UUGCCGGGCCGCCAAUAGGAUGCAACUUGAGCACGUCAAGCCUCACACCCGACCUUCUCGGCAUCGAUGCGAACGACUACGGACCCCAUCACACCCCAAUUAUAGCCCGGAAAUAGUGGCUAAUGGACAUUCGCGUGCAGGUUAAUAUUUGUCUCCAUGACCAAUUUAUUGUUGCUCUCGUCGUUGGUCAGCCUUAUGAGCAUGAGUCUAGAGGGGGUCAUGGCUCAUGCGAGAGAAGAGUACCUCUUUCAGUUGUCGAUCUACGUCUUGGAAAGCAGUAAUUCGCGAAGGUUGACCUACUUUAUGCCUCCUCUGAACCUCAUCCCUCUUCUCUGUAUCCGGCCCAUGAGGCUCUUCCUAUCUGCAGAGCAUAUUCGCCGAGUCCGCAUCGUGUUGCUCCGAGCAACCCACCUACCGUUUGUUGCGCUGAUCUGGGCCUAUGAAGCUAGCCGCCGCUAUGUUUCGCGGCGAAAUAGUCAGUUUCCACCAACAGCCACGACAGGAGGGAGCAGUCGCCCGAUCUCGUCUUUCCAAGCGGGCUUCCCUCUCUCCACGCACCAUGCCCCGCUGCAGAGCUCCGCAAGUGAGGGGCAGUUCUCCAGACCUACAAGAUCCAAGGAGCGCUCUCACUCGGAGAUACGCGGGUCAUUUUCAGGACAGGCUGGAUCGGUUGACAUUCCGGAUAUGGUCGAUGAAAUAGAGAGAUUGCGGGUUCAAGUGGAACGAGUGGCUACAACCGUGGCCUUUCUCCAUCGAGCCCAUUAACGAACGCUAAGUCAGCUCUUUCCAGCUGGCGAGGGGCUAGACUAGAAUAUGGAGACGAUUGUGCCGUAGGCCUGUUAGGCACACGCACUCGCCGCAGGGCCGGCUUCAGAGCCUAAGCUUUAGCG
Aspergillus uvarum CBS 121591 is the source of this 890-nucleotide messenger RNA. RefSeq lists its product as uncharacterized. The transcript is spliced from 4 exons. The record is from RefSeq and is a predicted model, not a curated record. NCBI's taxonomy places the organism in Eukaryota, Fungi, Ascomycota, Eurotiomycetes, Eurotiales, Aspergillaceae. The coding region runs from base 157 to 765 and encodes 202 amino acids.